Molecule: messenger RNA, 2165 nt
Organism: Rubroshorea leprosula
Lineage: Eukaryota; Viridiplantae; Streptophyta; Magnoliopsida; Malvales; Dipterocarpaceae
Source: the annotation of a GenBank genome assembly
AUGAUUUAAGUUUUAGAUUCAAUAAAUAUAUUAUGAGUUAUAGUUCAUAUUCUUUACUUUCAGGUUUCAAUCAUGUCAAGCGCUGAUGACAAAUCAACCACUAGAAGACACCAUGUAGAUGAAUCUCUCAUGCUCAAAGCAAUGCAACAACAAUUUCAGAGGCUGGACAUCAUGUUUGGUGAGAUUAGAGACAAAAUGGAGAAGCAAGAUGCAGCUAUAGCCAAUUUAUACCAAAUACAGAAUGGAAGUCCGAAUUUGCGGAGGAAUGAUGCUAAUGAUGAUCUUAAUGACGAUUAUGAAGAUGCAUUCAACAAUGAUGCCCAGAACUCAAUUUUCAGCAUGGACAAAUUUAUGAGAGGUAGAGGGGAUCAAAAAGGUAGAUUUAACCGAGGAGAGCAAAAUCUUACAAGGUGGGGAGAUCAGCAAGAUUGUGACUUAGGUAGCAUCAAGAUGAAGAUUCCUCCGUUUCAAGGCAAAAAUGACCCAGAUGUGUAUUUGGAGUGGGAAAAGAAUGAGGAAUUGAUGUUUGAUUGCCAUAACUAUUCUGAGGAGAAAAAGGUGAAACUAGCAGUGGUGGAAUUUAUUGAUUACACUAUGGGCCUUACUCAAGGGUCCAAAAACGCUGAGGAUUAUCACAAAGAGAUGGAAAUCGCAAUGGUUAGAGCGAAUGUGGAAGAGGACAGAGAAGCAACUAUGGCACGGUUUUUGCAUGGCUUAAAUCGUGAUAUAGCUAAUGUGGUGGAGCUGCAGCAUUAUGUGGAAUUAGAAGAUAUGGUGCAUAUGGCGAUGAAAGUAAAACAGCAAUUCAAGCGUAAAGGAGCCACCACUAGAACUGGGCAAAAUUCAGGUUCCUCAUCUUCUGGGAAACUAAAUUGGAGCAAAAAGGAAGAAAAUUCUACUUUUAAGCCUAAAACUACAGCAUCUAAGGGGCAUGUUACAUCACAAUGUCCUAAUAAGCACACGAUGAUCUUGAGAGAAGAUGGAGAAAUUGGAACUGAGGAUGAAUCUGAUGAUGAAUCUAUGCCACCAUUAGAAGAUGCUAAUGAUGGUGUGGAAUAUGCCGUUGAUGGAGAACUGCUCGUCACCAGUGUGAUUAUUGAUGGUGGUAGUUGUACUAAUGUAGCUAGCAUUGUUUUGGUUGAAAAGCUUAAUUUACCUAUGACGAAGCAUCCAAGGCCAUAUAAGCUGCAAUGGUUAAACAAUUGUGGAGAAAUCAAGGACUUCAACGAUGUGUUUCCAGAGGACAUUCCUAAUGGUUUACCACCAAUAAGAGGAAUUGAGCAUCAGAUUGACUUAAUUCCAGGUGCAACAAUUCCAAACCGACCAGCAUAUCGAAGCAACCCCAAUGAGAUGAAAGAACUUCAAAAGCAGGUUGAAAAACUCAUGAAGAAGGGGCAUGUGAGAGAAAGCAUGAGUCCAUGUGCAGUUCCAGUGCUACUUGUGCCUAAGAAGGAUGGGACUUGGCAUAUGUGCAUUGAUUGUCUUGCUGUUAACAAAAUCAUUAUAAAGUAUCAUCACCCUAUUCCUAGAUUAGAUGACAUGUUAGAUGAACUGCAUGGUUCUUGCAUAUUCACUAAAAUUGAUUUAAAAAGUGGGUAUCAUCAGAUUAGGAUGAAUGAAGGUGAUGAAUGGAAAACAGCCUUUAAAACGAAACAUGGUUUGUAUGAGUGUAAGAGAGUAACUGAUCAUAUUGAGCAUCUGCGAAUGAUUGUCUUUUUAGGGUAUGUUGUUUCAGCUGAUGGAAUUGCAGUAGACGAAGAAAAGAUUAAGCUAUUAAAAAAUGGCCAACACCUAAGAAUAUUUCUGAGGUGCGGAGUUUUCAUGGUUUGUGAAAAAUUGACUGGUGCAGCACUUAAUUAUCCUACAUAUGACAAAGAGAUGUACACAUUGGUAAGGGCCUUAGAAACAUGGCAGCAUUAUCUUUGGCCUAAGGAGUUCAUGAUACAUACUGAUCAUGAGUCGUUGAAGCACCUCCAGGGACAAGGUAAGUUGAAUAGAUGACAUGCUAAGUGGGUGGAAUUCCUUGAGACAUUUCCCUAUGUGAUCAAGUACAAGCAAGGAAAAGAAAAUAUUGUGGCUGAUGCAUUAUCUCGCAGGUACACACUUAUCUCUACUCUAUGUGCAAAGUUAUUAGGAUUUGAGCACAUUAAAGAAUUAUAUGCUAA